Molecule: messenger RNA, 5222 nt
Organism: Esox lucius (northern pike)
Lineage: Eukaryota; Metazoa; Chordata; Actinopteri; Esociformes; Esocidae
Gene: lats1
Product: large tumor suppressor kinase 1
Exons: 9
Coding region: 461-3925 (1154 amino acids)
Biological process (GO): regulation of organ growth; G1/S transition of mitotic cell cycle; peptidyl-serine phosphorylation
Molecular function (GO): ATP binding; protein serine/threonine kinase activity; protein binding
Source: RefSeq, a predicted model, not a curated record
UGGGAAAAACAACCCACACAUCCGGGUAACUUGUCUCUGUCAGACAUCACAGGAAUAUUCAAUCCACAGUUUGGACACGGAAAGUUAAUCACUUUCAAACUUCGUCUAAAUCCAUCGAAUAACUCAUAGGUUGUUGUGCUUUCUAGGUGAUUUGAAGCCUGGACGGGAGAUCUAAUUAGAAUAAUAAUUGUUCUUCUGGUAAGGAAGUUCAUUGACAACAACCAGUGUUUAGCUUGCGUGCUAACUAGCUACAUUAGCUAGUUAACUUGGCUAUAAAUAGUUCUAGCUACAUUGCUCGCAGUCACGUAUGCAGUUACUGUUGCUGUACAUUGUACUGAGUAUGAGGCAGGUGUAAAAUCUUUUUAGUCUUGAAGCUCUGUUGUUGCCCCGCUACCCUUACAGUAACACACUACUGUGUGGUGCCAUUCAUUCCUUUGGCUGUCAACCUACAUGUUCUUACAUGAAGAGAGGGGAGAAACCCGAAGGAUAUCGACAGACGCGACCAAAGACUUUCCCUGCCAGCAAUUACAGUGGCAACAGCCACCAGAUGCUGCAGGAAAUUCGAGAGAGUCUGCGGAACCUUUCACGUCCUUCUGAUGCCCCUAAAGUAGACAUGGGAGGUGCCGGAAAGGUGUUACCUGAUGACCCCAGACAGCAAGGACGCGGUAGCAACCCCAAAAAUCCCUACCACAAAGCCUUGCAGGAGAUUCGCAAGUCUCUGAUGCCUUUUGCCAAUGAGCCAAGCUCUUCUGGAAGGAAUGCAGAGGUAAACAAACAGAUGCUGAUGGAGCUGUGUUCUGCUGGCUUUGAGGAGGAAAUGGUGGUCCGUGCUCUGAAGCAGACCAACAGUCGCAGCUUGGAGGCUGCCAUAGAGUAUAUUAGUAAGAUGAACUACCAGGAUCCUGUGAGGGAGGCAAUGGUGGCCGCCCCUCCCCGCCCCAACAAUGCAGGCAUGAAAGCCCCCGAAAUCGAGACUCAUCAGACCAGGCAACAUUCUUCCAGUCUUCACCUGUCCAAUUUUGUUUCAGGUUCAUCUCACAUCCAGCAGCCGGUGCUGAGAAGGCAGAGCUGGAAGGGUUCCAAGGACUCCCUACUUCAGAGGCAUGUCCCCAUGAUGGUGGAUGGGAUGAUGUACCGUCCAGAUAGCCCUGGACCCCAGGGUGACCUUGCUGGACGAGGCCCUCCCCCGUCCUUCCCACAGGGCCACCCUGGCAACAACCAACGGGCCAACCCUCCCCUACCCCCUCAGGUGCGGAGUGUCACUCCUCCCCCUAACAGAGGCGCCACUCCGCCCCCAUCGUCCUGGGACAGUAACCCUUCCACCAAGCGCUUCUCGGGCAACAUGGAUUACAUGGUGCCCCGCAUCUCCCCUGUUCCCCAGGGGGUCUGGCCCGAUGGAUACUCGGCCCCGGCCGCCCAGAACCAGAGGGGCCUGAGCCCAGUGCCUAUGGGUCGUCAGCCCAUCAUCAUGCAGAGCUCUGGGGGAAACAAGUUCAGUUUCCCUUCAGGCUGGCCUCAGAAUGGCAACUCUCAGUCGGACUACAUGGGAGUCCAGAGCGGCGCGGGCAGACAACCGCCGCCCCCCUACCCGGUGAACCAGAGCAGCAGGCAGAGCCCCACGGCUCAGCAAAUGCAGGCCGGAGGUCCUGCUUCCUCCCCGUCCUACGCCAACGGCGGCAACCUCCCCCAGUCGAUGAUGGCGCCGAACCGGAACAGUCACAAUCUCGACAUGUACGGCGCGCCUCAGCCAAGGUCCCAGGCUCCCACUGGCCCGGGCCAGUCGUCCCCGGGUGGCACCGGCCAGGAUGCGUCGCCUUCGUGGUCGCACGGCGUCCCUGUUAGGUCUAACUCCUUCAACAGUCACCAGAUGGGCAACAGGCAGGGCCACCCAGCCAGCUCCCAGCCCUCUGCCACCACUGUGACGGCCAUCACCCAGGCCCCCAUCCUGCAGCCAGUGAAGAGCAUGCGCGUGCAGAAACCUGAGCUGCACACCGCCGUGGCCCCCACCCACCCGCCCUGGAUGCACCAGUCCCCAGCCCCUCCGCCUGUCACCACCUACCAGGAGCCGCUAACACCACCAGCAGCCAUAGCGCCCGGGCCCCAGGUGCCCAUACAGGCCGGGGCAGAGGUGCCCAGUUAUCAGGGUCCUCCGCCUCCGUACCCCAAACAUCUCCUCCAGCACCCUGCCCCACCUUCCCCAGCCUAUGACCCAGGGCCUAAGCCUGGUUCUGGGAGAGAGGAGGCUGCCGAAGAGGAGGCUGGCGGCAGCUCCGGUGACCGGCCAGAAGGCCCAGACUCCGCGGUUCCGGGGCCGGAGAAGGAGAAUAAACAGAUCACCACGUCUCCGGUGCCCGUGCGCCGGAACAAGAAAGACGAGGAGCGGCGAGGAGAUCCCAGAGUGCCGCUCUACUCUCCGCAGGCCUUCAAGUUCUUCAUGGAGCAACAUGUUGAGAACGUCCUGAAGAACCACCAGAUGAGGAUCCAUAGAAAGAAGCAGCUGGAGAGUGAGAUGCAGAGGGUGGGUUUAUCAGGGGAUGCCCAAGAGCAGAUGCGCAUGAUGCUGUCUCGGAAAGAGUCCAACUACAUUCGACUAAAGCGGGCCAAGAUGGACAAGUCCAUGUUCAAGAGGAUCAAGACGCUGGGCGUUGGAGCGUUUGGGGAGGUGUGCCUAGCCCGGAAAGAGGACACGGGAUCCCUGUACGCCAUGAAGACCCUGCGCAAGAAGGACGUUCUCCUGAGGAACCAGGUGGCCCACGUUAAGGCGGAGAGGGACAUCCUGGCGGAGGCUGACAAUGAGUGGGUGGUGCGUCUCUACUACUCCUUCCAGGACAAGGACAACCUGUACUUUGUAAUGGACUACAUCCCCGGGGGGGACAUGAUGAGCCUGCUGAUCCGGCUUGGUAUCUUCAAAGAGGAGUUGGCUCAGUUCUACAUCGCCGAGCUCACCUGCGCCGUGGAGAGCGUCCACAAGAUGGGCUUCAUCCACCGCGACAUCAAGCCGGACAACAUCCUCAUUGACCGCGAUGGACACAUCAAGCUCACCGACUUUGGCCUGUGCACCGGCUUCCGCUGGACGCACGACUCCAAGUACUACCAGAGCGGAGACCAUGUUCGGCAGGACAGCAUGGACUUCAGUAAGGAAUGGGAGCAGGACCCGGCAAACUGUCGCUGUGCCGACCGGCUCAAGCCCCUGGAGCGGAGGAAGGCGAGGCAACACCAGCGCUGCCUGGCCCACUCCCUGGUAGGGACGCCCAACUACAUCGCUCCCGAGGUGCUGCUAAGGACGGGAUACACCCAGCUGUGUGACUGGUGGAGUGUCGGCGUGAUUCUGUAUGAAAUGGUGGUUGGGCAGCCUCCUUUCCUAGCGACUACACCUCUGGAAACCCAGCUCAAGGUAAUCAACUGGCAGAGCACCCUGCACAUCCCCCCUCAGGCCAAGCUCAGCCCCGAGGCCUCAGACCUCAUCAUCAAACUCUGCCGCGGGCCGGAGGACCGCCUGGGCAAAAACGGUGCCGAUGAGAUCAAGGCGCAGCCCUUCUUUAAGACCGUCGACUUCUCCCACGACCUGCGGCAGAUGCAGCCUGCCCCUUACAUCCCCACCAUUGCGCACUGCACAGACACGUCCAACUUCGACCCGGUGGACCCAGACAAGCUGUGGAGUAGCGACAACAAAGGCGAGGGCAACCACAACGACACACUGAACGGUUGGUUCAGGAACGGGAAGCACCCGGAGCACGCCUUCUACGAGUUCACCUUCCGCCGCUUCUUCGAUGACAACGGCCACCCCUACAGCUGCCCCAAGCCCAUCGGUGUACAGUAUGAGGAGGGCUCUGAUGGGGACGAGGCAGACUCUGAGGCCCAGGAACAGGGGGAACGAGAGGAGAUUCACAGAGGGGCACAGGGUCGAGAUUUGGUCUAUGUGUAGGAUCUUUGAGGACACAUUGGUUCUGCCAGACUGUUGGCUCAUAAUAGGUGUGUGUUAAUGGUUUGUCAGAGAGUGGGUGAAGAGGUUGGGUGUGUGUGUGCGCGUGUGUCUGAGCUUGUGUGUGUGUGUCUGUGUGUGCGAUGUGCACAGUGUGUGUAACUACGAUAUACUAUGUCGACACUACAGUCUGGAGGAGGAAGGUUUUUCCCCACACUACAGGUGCAUUCAUGGUUUGUACAGGGUACAAUGUUGUUGACUGUAAACAGUCAAACAAAUGAAUUGAAAGAACAAAUAUCAGGGUGCUCUUUGAAGACAUACCCCUUUCUAAACCUUUAUUUAUUUAAGAAAUUAUAAACUGGUGAUGCUAGUUGAUAUUCAAGUAUGGGAUAACAGUUUUUUUGCUGGAACAUGUUUUUAUUGGUUAUUGUCUUAAUUUAUAUUUAAUAGGUCCAUUGCAAUGGGGAUAUAUUAGUGAUAUCACUCUGGUAGAAUUUGCAGGGCUAAGUAACUCUUGAAUUAUUGAUUGCUGUGCCUUUUGAUCUUCUACUCUUUCACCAAAUACUGAAUAUGGGGAAAUAAUCUGACUGGCAUUUUUAACUAGACUACACUUAGUUGAUUGAACUAGGAUUUUAUGUUUUUCUAAUUUAUACAUAAAAUUUAUUUAUAAAUUGUUGUACGCAUUUGAUGUAAAUAUUUUUUCAUCCUGUUGGUUAGUUGAUACUCAUUAGGGCAGGCCCUCUUCAUUAUUCCCCGCUAAAAUCUUUAUCCUCUGUAAUCAUUGGUAACGAUCGUUCCAAGUUCCUUUUUUGUCCUGUUUUCAUUUUGCCGGAAGAGGCCAAUCGGAACCUACUUAUUGUAAUGACUCGUACACAAAACAACUGAUGAUGACUGAGGCACGCACUCUCCAUUAUGCUAUGUACAAUACUUUUUCUAAUUUCCAUAGCCUUAAAGUAGCAUCUGCUUUCAUCACUUUCAUUCAGUCUCUUAACCAAAGCACUUGAAUAUGCUGUGUAUGGGCUUACUUUUUCGUAAAGGACUAAGGUGGAUAAAAGCAUGACAUUAUUUAAUAGCUCACAGCUUUGUGUGGAUGGAUAGGACUCCGGCCUUAAUUCCAUAUUUUCCGCAUUAAUGAGUGUUUUGGAAAGAUCUGAAUGUAGUAAUGGAAUCUGAAUACUGCUCUGGUUUCUUGAAAUGUUGUAAAGAUGUCAUAACCUGAUAAUAGUGUAAAUAUAUUUUGUGGGGUUGGGUGCAGGGAGAGGGGUGAUGAAUAAAGAAUGUUAAACACGGAGCAAUCUCA